AUGGUAGAGGAGAUGAAAAAGUAUAAGAUCAAGGUGUUGGGUAUAUGCGAAACGAGAAGAAGGGGUGUAGGAGAGAGAGUUCUUGAGGAGGGAUAUGUAAUGAGAUACUCAGGAGUAGCUGAUGGAAGGAGAGCUUGCGGUGGAGUGGCUAUUGUAAUAGAUGAAGAAACCAACACCAGAGUUAGAAGUUGGAAAGCCAUUAGCCCUAGAAUAAUAAGAGUAGAUCUAGACCUGGAAGAGAAAAUUAGCAUAAUCCAAGUAUAUGGACCAACAGAAGAUGCAAAUGUGGCCGAGAAAGAUGAAUUCUGGAUGCAGCUAGAGAGAGAAACCAUUGAAGCUGAAGAAUCAAGGAAACUUGUAGUGAUUGGUGAUUUCAAUGGAAGAAUCGGAAUGGAUGAGCAGGUGGGGAAUGGGUGUAUGGGAAAGUAUGGAUGUGAGGUGAUUAAGAAUAACAAUGGACAAAGAUUGAUUGAAUAUGCAUCUCAACACAAUUUCCUCAUAGGGAACACUUGGUUCAUUCAUAAGAGAAUCCACAAGAUUACAUUCGUUGGAGAAGGCAGAGAGGCAGAAAGCAUGAUUGAUUACAUUCUCUAUCAAGGAGAGCUUAGAUAUGCUUUUAGGGAUGUGAAGGUCAUAAGGGGAGCAGAACUGGACACUGACCACAAACUUCUGGUUGCGGACACAGGUUUUAGAGAAAGAAAGGUUUGCAGACAGAAAGCAUACAGGAGAAUAAAGCAUGAAGAGUUGAGACUUGCUGAAAAUAGAGAAAAAUAUAAAGUAGAGCUCUCAAAUCGGAUUGAAAAUUUGCAAAAUGCUGAAGAUAUGCAAAAUAAUGUUGAUUUUAUUUGGAGUGAAUUGAAAGAAGUUAUUAUGGGUGCUGCUGAGGAGGUAUGUGGCCAGAAAGUAGUAGGAAGGUUUAAGAGAAGAACUAGAUGGUGGUCAGAAGAAGUCAAGAUGAAAGUUAGAGAGAAGAAGAAAGCAUACAAGAAAUUUAUAGGCUCUAAGAGACAGGAGGAUUACAGAAUCUACGUUGAAAAACGGAAUGUUGCCAAGAGAACUGUCAAAUUAGCAAAAAUCGAAUCCUGGGAAAAUUUUGGCAGAGAUCUACAAAAUUUGCAUGGACGGGAAAAUGGGCGAGCUUUCUGGAGAACGGUGAAACAGCUGAGAGGAAAAUUUGGAAAGCAGACUAGAUCAAUAGUGGAUGAAAAUGGAAGGUUGGUGUCACAGUUGGAGGAAGUGAUGGAGAGAUGGAGAAGGUACUACGAAAAUAAGUUCCAAAGAAAUGAGAAUGAAACAGGGUUUGACCAAGAUGAGCAUCAGCAAAUGAUGGAUGAAUUGAUAGAUGGCAUAACCAAUGAGAUCACUACAAAUGAAGUGGAAGAAUCAAUAAAAAGGCUGAGGACAGGAAGGGCUGCGGGAGAGGAUGGGAUUGUGCCAGAGCUAAUAAAAUGGGGAGGAGAUCUCUUGAUAGAGAAGAUGACAAGUUUGAUCAACUUGAUAUGGCAUCAAGAAAGAGUUCCCAGUCAAUGGACCAAGAAUAUUAUCAUCCCUAUCCACAAGAAGGGCCCCACCACAGACUGUGAAAAUUAUAGAGCGGUUUGCCUCUCUCAAGUGAGCAUGAAAGUAUACACGGGUAUUCUGGAGAAACGUUUGCGCAAAGUUGUAGAGCAAGAGAUGGAGGAGGAACAGGCAGCGUUUAGGCCGGGUAGACAGGCCCAGGAGCAUGUGUCAUCGCUGAGGAAUAUAUGCUCAAAAUUUUUAGAGAGGGGAAAGCCUGUCUAUUUAGCUUUCUUAGACCUGAAGGCUGCUUUUGACUCAGUUCCACGACAGGUGAUAUGGGAAGCCUUAAAAAGAAAGAGAGUACCUGAAAAGCUGAUCAAGGCCAUCAUUAGUGUCAAUGUAGGAAUGAGAGCGAAAGUGCGAAUAUGUGGAGGAAUGUCCCAUGAAUUGGUAUGGAGAUGGGGGUAA
Molecule: messenger RNA, 1968 nt
Organism: Nilaparvata lugens (brown planthopper)
Lineage: Eukaryota; Metazoa; Arthropoda; Insecta; Hemiptera; Delphacidae
Exons: 1
Coding region: 1-1968 (655 amino acids)
Source: RefSeq, a predicted model, not a curated record